AUGAGGUUCACCAUCAUCGCCGCCGUGGCCUUUUCCAGUGCCGUCUUCGCUGCAUCAGAAAAGCGCGAUCCCCAAACCGACGUCGCCUCCAUCCUUGCCGCGCUUCGCGCCAACAAUCCCGAAGAUGCCGAUGCCGCCGCCGCCGCCAUGAAGAUCAAAAUUCGCUCCGCCGAGCCCGCACCCGAGCCCCAGUCCCAAGACGACCUCAACAGCAUCCUCGCCGCGCUGGCCCAGAACAAUCCGGCCGACGCGUCCGCCGCGCAGUCUGCAGUCGCGAAGCGCGAGGCCCAGGACGACUUGAACAGCAUCCUUGCUGCGCUGAGCGAGAACAACCCUAGUGACGCGGACGCGGCGCGUGCAAACAUCCAGAAGAGGCAGGAUGAUCUGAGUGCGAUUCUUGCGGCGCUGGGUCAAAACAACCCUGAUGAUGCGGCGGCGGCUGCGGGGCUGAGCAAGCGGUGGUUGUAA
Paraphaeosphaeria sporulosa is the source of this 468-nucleotide messenger RNA. RefSeq lists its product as uncharacterized. The transcript is spliced from 2 exons. The record is from RefSeq and is a predicted model, not a curated record. Lineage: Eukaryota; Fungi; Ascomycota; Dothideomycetes; Pleosporales; Didymosphaeriaceae. The coding region runs from base 1 to 468 and encodes 155 amino acids.